UCGGCACCGCUUUCCGGUUCCGGUCCCGGUCCGUGCCCUUGCCCAUCCGUGUCCCGGCAGCGGGGAUGUUGGCGGCGGCGGCGAGGGGCUUGGCGCGGGUUGCGCUGCGAGGUGGCUUGGGCCCGGGGACGGCGGCAGCGCAGGCCCGGCUGGCGGGGAGCUCUACGGCGGAGACCCGGCCAACUGUCAGACCAAAAAAUGAAGUAGAACAGAAGCAGCUAUGUGCCUUUGGGGAGUACGUGGCUGAGAUUCUGCCCAAGUAUAUCCAGCAAGUACAGGUGACCUGUUUCAAUGAGCUGGAACUUCUCAUCCACCCAGAUGGGAUCAUCCCAGUCCUCACCUUCCUUCGAGAUCACACCAAUGCACAGUUUAAAUCCUUGGCUGACUUGACUGCUGUCGAUGUCCCCUCUCGGCAGUACCGCUUCGAGAUUGUUUACAAUCUCCUGUCUCUGCGGUUCAACAGUCGGAUCCGCGUGAAGACCUACACGGAUGAGCUGACCCCUCUUGACUCAGCUGUGUCUGUGCACAAGGCAGCAAACUGGUAUGAAAGAGAGGUUUGGGACAUGUAUGGGGUUUUCUUCGCCAACCACCCUGAUCUAAGGAGAAUCCUCACAGACUAUGGAUUUGAGGGCCAUCCUUUCCGGAAGGAUUUUCCACUCUCUGGUUACGUGGAGCUGAGGUACGACGAUGAAGUCAAACGGGUGGUGGCAGAACCUGUGGAGCUAUCCCAGGAAUUUCGCAAGUUCGACCUGAACAGUCCUUGGGAGGCAUUUCCAGCCUAUCGUACAGCUCCAGAACCCCUGAAGAUAGAAGCAGGAGCCAAGAAAGAAGAUGCAAAAUAGCAGCAGAAGGGAGCUGAUGCAUGACACCAUCCCUUCUGUUCUAACAUAGUAUUUAUAAUAAUAAAUUCCUAUGAGAUUCUUUCCGGC
Calypte anna (Anna's hummingbird) is the source of this 929-nucleotide messenger RNA. RefSeq names its product NADH:ubiquinone oxidoreductase core subunit S3 (gene NDUFS3). Lineage: Eukaryota; Metazoa; Chordata; Aves; Apodiformes; Trochilidae. The transcript has 7 exons. The record is from RefSeq and is a predicted model, not a curated record. The coding region runs from base 66 to 842 and encodes 258 amino acids. Gene Ontology annotation, molecular function: NADH dehydrogenase (ubiquinone) activity.